AUGGCAGGCCGUCUGUCUGGAUGGCUUCACGGCUUCGUCAAUGACGGACCGCCGGAGCUGCCCAGGAAGCGCAGGCAUCUGCUCACACCAGCGUCCUCUACCACCAACCUCGCGACCCAGCCCAGGUCUGAUGCCACAGUCAACAGCGCUCUUUUCCAGAGGCUCCCGGCCGAGAUCCGCAUCCAGAUCUUGACGGCCGCCUUUGGCGAGCGCACCCUGCACAUGGACUUACUUCUCAGCUACCCGCCAUGGCGGAGCAAGCCCGUUGCCCACGACCGCGCCGUCCCCGGCCAUGCCGGCUUGUUCGUCGAGCCCAGCCGAGCCGGUGACGGAAAGUACUAUCCUGUCCUUGACACGACAGCACGCCAGGCCUGGCUGUGGCACGGUUCCGUCUGCCACCGCAACCCACCUGGGACGGAUCUUAGCAACGGCCACACCGUCCAGCCAUGCCAGGACCAGUGUCGCAGCGGCAUCACUCCGGACAAUACAUGCAACUUAUGGCCGGGCAUCGGCCCGGACAAGUGCCGAAUUGGUGCCAUGGGCUGGCUGCUAUCUUGCCGACAAGCGUACUUGGAGGGCAUCGACAUUCUGUACGGCACAAACACGAUACAUACCGCCAGCAAGGCCUUGAUCCUCAACGCUGAUCGUCUCCUGCUGCCCCAGCGCGUGGCGGCCAUUACAUCCCUCGAGGUGCUGUGGGAUUUUGGACCGUAUCCCCCGUGGGCGGACAGCUUUCCCAGCAAGACCAAGGAGCUGCUGGGGGCUUUCGAGGAUAUGCUGCGGGCCGUGCUAUCCUCGUUUCGCGGGCUCAAGGUGCUGUACAUUUCUGUGCAGUGGACUGGACGAGACCCUCUUGUUGUCGAUCCGGGAAAGGUCGGCAGCGGCUCUGAGGAUAUCGUGGAGCAGUUGCUGAUGCGUCGCGUGGACGCCUUGGUGCGGCAGCUGCCAGCGCGUGUGGCUGACUUUGCUUUUGCCGUGCCCAGCUCUAUUUACGCGGAACAGUGCCAAAUCGCGCGUGAAACGCCAGGUAGGACAGUGGAGCAUGUCUCAGACGGCGCCACGUAUGAGCGCUUCUGGCGACCAGUCGGAAAGAGCAUCGCCCACGCUGGAUAUUGGGUGCGUCUGGGCCAAAAGGACAUGAGGAUAAGCCAGCACAGCAUGAUGUUGGACAGCCUGCCACCCCAUGAACGGAUUCUGUACGCGCAAUGA
This is a messenger RNA of Cordyceps militaris CM01, 1209 nucleotides long. RefSeq lists its product as uncharacterized. Bases 1 to 1209 code for a protein of 402 amino acids. The transcript is spliced from 2 exons. Lineage: Eukaryota; Fungi; Ascomycota; Sordariomycetes; Hypocreales; Cordycipitaceae. The record is from RefSeq and is a predicted model, not a curated record.